Messenger RNA from Caenorhabditis auriculariae, 3554 nucleotides. The record is from the annotation of a GenBank genome assembly. NCBI's taxonomy places the organism in Eukaryota, Metazoa, Nematoda, Chromadorea, Rhabditida, Rhabditidae.
AUGAAAUUGACGUUGGAUAGUAUUCAGUGGCUCAACGAAGUCUCGCCUUAUAAAGCGGCUGAAAAUAAUGAAAAGUCGGAUGAGGUGGAAAAUGAGGCAGACACACUUUCUUCACUAUUAGGUAAGCGAAAAAAAUUGUCUAGGCGCACUUAGAAUGGUUCAAAAGGCCUCUUUUGAGCUCGCUCCCAAAUUUUUCGUACUUUGCGCGCAAGUCGUUUUGAGUCGGGCGCACUUUGGAGCAAACGCGUCGAGCCAUUCUACAUACGACCAACAUUUAGCAAGAAAAUAUUCAAAGAACCUAUUUUUUCAGAAUGGUCCUUGAAACCGGAUACUGUCGGUUCCUGUACGUCCUGUAAAGUUUCCCUGGAUUUCGAAGAUCGAAGUUCAGUCAUUGAACAUUACCAAUCCAAUUGGCAUAAGUAAUAUAUCCCUUUUUUAUCAGUAUAAUGCCAGAAGUAGUUCAGAUUCAACGUGAAACGGGUUUCGAGAGGGAACGCCCCAGUUAAUGAGGAAGAAUUCGAAGAUGGAAUGCAGGAUGACGGGCCAGGUAAAUAGGAAAAUUAUUUUUUAAAUGGAAUCUUAUGAUAGGUGAGAAAUUGUAGACAACUUGUAGAAUAUUUAGUCAUAUAUAAAAUAAUGUUGCAGAUAAAAAAUGAGCAAAACUCACAGGGAAAAUGAUCGUAAACAUCAUUUAUGAAAAAUAAAGCUUUCACUACUAGGUAACGUUUUUUUAGCAUGAUGAAACUUUUUCUAAAGUAUACUUUAAGAACAGAUUUCAAAAAAAUCUUUGGAAUAGACUUUUUUUUUUCUUAUAAAGCUUCAAAGAUUGCAAAAUACACAUAUUAUGAAAAUAAAGCGGUAUUUCAAGCUUUUAAAGUUUCCUGAAUCGAAAAAAGAUAUAUUGCGAGAAUUUUAUCUUCCGGAAAGUCCAAGGGGACACUUCAGCAAAGUUCUAUAAAAAAAAAAUUAACCGGGAGAUGACAAAUGUUCCGUAGUAAAUUUCAUUUAGUAAGUGGAUGAAAAUUUUCGAAAAAAUUUUUUCACUGAAAAAUGAUUACUGUUUCAUAAUUUUGUUAAGACUGAGAAACUUGGUUAUCGUAGUUUAAAUGCGUUUUUUCAGAGUUUCAAUUCUCAACUAACCACACAUACAAACUUUGCGUACCAAGGAAAAACAAAUCUUUUAAAUUUCUUGCAAUUUAUACUCGUAUUCUGAAGUAUUGGUUAUUCCGAACUUUAAUUCAGUUUUAGUUUUUAAGGAUGAUUUUUCUACCCAUGAAAAUUGAAAAAGGCGACUUUUGAUGACUUCCUUCUGUUCGAUGUAUCUUCUACCUUAAGAUUUCAGAAUCAGCCGAAAAAGAGGAGGACGACGAAGAAAUUGAGUUCUGGACCCCCAGUGGCAGGUCCUACUUUAAUCAAAAUGAUAAUAUUUACUCUGUUCCAAGGUAAACCGUUAAAGUGUUUCAUGCAAUUGCUAUACUUUAGAUGUAUACUACGAGACGGUGAAAAUGACGUCACUACGAAUAUUUUGAACAGACCUUUGGAUUGUGCCAUUUUUCUUCUUAGUGCUGGACAUUUCGCCGCGGGCAUUUUUCAUGGGUUCGUUUUCUUUUGAAUUGUGUCAGAACUUGAAAACUUGAAUACUUUUUGCUUUUCAAUGUCUAGGAGCAUUUUUCUGUAAUACAGCUCCGAAAAUUCCUGAUUUUGGGGUUUCCUGUGCAAUUAUUUCUUUAGUUUGCUUACGGUUGAGCCAAUGGAAUAUGAGAAAUUCCAAAAAGUAUUCAGUUCAAGAGGAAGAAAAAUUAUCGAUUACCUACACUAUAAAGAAAAAAAGUUAUUAAUUAUUUAAUCACUUUCUUUUUCGCAGCAUCGGAAUGGAGAUGUUCAAAAAAAUAGCCUUUUUUUCGGAAUUUCAGAGGCUUGUGAGGGCCUCAAACGUCUUUUAUUUAUUUAUUUUUGAUUUUUUAUACUUUUUUUUCCAUUUUCAUCAUUCUUUUACUUUUUAUUUUAAUCUUUUCUUCGAAGCCAUAUUAAGUAAGGAUUUUUCUCGCAAUAUUAUUGAUUGAGACCCAUAGUUUAUGAAAAAAAUCAAUCAAAACAGAAAGACUAAUUUAGCGGUCGAUUAGUUGCCCACCGCGCCUUCCACCGUUACGUGGCCCGUGCCAAACAAGGCGGAGUCCAAUCUCAAUAUGACAAUGCCCAUGGAAACGCCAACAGUGCUGGAGCUGCCCUUAGAAGGUCUUAUCUUUCCUUUUUUCCUCUUAAAAUAUUCCCUUUCUAGAUACAACGAAGCGAAACUACGUGAGGAUAUCGUCCAAAUUGUGACUGGCUGGAAAAAUGUCCUCGAGAAAACUCCGCUCGUUUUCAUCCGAUGUGCGACUUAUCAAAAGGCCAUUUUUCACACGAAUUCUGAUGUCUUGCCCAAGGGAGACAAGAGAAUAAGGUUUGAGAUUUUGAGAAUGUUCAAUUUUUAAAUCAAGAAAUUUUGCCAGGACCUUAUUUUUCAGAAUUGUUUUUAUUGCGAAAAAUAGUUUCAUUUUUGGAACUCUUGAAGUUGGCUAUAAAUUUCGUAAUGAUUUUCUUGGGAAAGGACCAUUUCUUCCAUUUUUUGGCUGUCCAAGUUAAACAUAUAAGUUUAUAACUUUUUAUAAAAUCUAUGGACUUUUUAGUUUUUUUGAUGGUAGUUUUUUAAUUAAAAAAAAUAUUAUUUUGGGACAAUUUUUUUCGAAUUUUUCUGGUUAUUAUUUUUCCAAGUUACUUUUGUUCUGGAUGCCAUCACUUCUGAGACAAAAUUUCAACUUUUUUCAAACUCUUCGCUGUUCCUAGAUUUAAUUUCUUUUUGAAAGGGUGAUUUGCAGAACGAUCCCCUUCGAAACUCGGCGACCGACGCUUGACGAGGUCCAAAGUACUUGGGAAAAGCUGAAAGCCGUUGAGAGUCAUGGUACAAUUGCGGAGUUCAGAAAAGAUAUGCGGAAUCUUUUCGAAAAGCACAGGUUUGCUUCAAUUGAUUGACAGCUGACUUCUUUCGGAAUUUAAAACUUGUUGAUGAAAAAGAUGGUUUGAACAGUCUUUUUUUAUAAAUUAUAAUAUAAUUUCUGAUUUUUUUGAGAAGCUGACACUCAGAAAAAGUUUCAUGAAAAUAAGAAGAUAUGGAAUUAAUUUUUAGGAGGGUAGAAAAAAACGCUGAAUCGAAAGAAAAAAAGACGCCAGAAGAAUGGCGUGGUGAGGAUAUCGAGGAAAAAAAGAGGGCAGAAACAAUGAAACUCGCCAGGAACCCAGAAAGGUGAAAAAAAUAGUUUUUUUAUAGAAAUAAGAAGUUUUUUUAAAGGAAUUUAAAUGAAUCUCAGUGGGUUGUGUUGAAAGUUUUUUUAAUUUCAGAUGAGGGAGACUUUCAGAAAAAGAAAUUGGAUCAUUUGAGCAUUUUUCUUGAAGAAACUGAUCCAUAAUAGAAAAGCAAUAUUCAAAAACCCCCAAAAAAUGGUCCAAAAAGCGUUAAAAAUAUAAAACCCAGAAACUCUUCUACGCAUUUUUUUUAAAACCUGUUCUGAUUUAGGUAG